Molecule: messenger RNA, 3416 nt
Organism: Ailuropoda melanoleuca (giant panda)
Lineage: Eukaryota; Metazoa; Chordata; Mammalia; Carnivora; Ursidae
Gene: OTUB2
Product: OTU deubiquitinase, ubiquitin aldehyde binding 2
Exons: 6
Coding region: 195-899 (234 amino acids)
Biological process (GO): negative regulation of double-strand break repair; protein K63-linked deubiquitination; protein K48-linked deubiquitination
Cellular component (GO): nucleus
Molecular function (GO): cysteine-type deubiquitinase activity; ubiquitin binding
Source: RefSeq, a predicted model, not a curated record
UGUCUUGCUGGGACACAGUGGAGGUCUAGCCUGUGGUUUGCGGAGCGGUCGGGUGUAUUCUCCGCUCGCCCCCACGCCCUCGAGGCCCCCGCCGCCCGACCCAACGGCGGAGCCAGCCAGUGGCUUCCGCGACGCCCUCCCGCACCGGAUCGCUCCUCGCUGGGGCGGGACCUGGCCCGACGGCUCCGGUCACUAUGAGUGAAACCUCUUUCAACCUAAUAUCAGAAAAAUGUGACAUUCUAUCAAUUCUUCGGGAUCAUCCUGAAAACAGGAUUUACCAGAGGAAAAUCCAGGAACUCAGCAAAAGGUUCACCGCGAUCCGCAAGACCAAGGGGGAUGGGAACUGCUUCUACCGGGCCUUGGGCUAUUCCUACCUGGAAUCCCUGCUGGGAAAGAGCAGGGAAGUCCUCAAGUUCAAAGAACGUGUCCUGCAGACCCCAAAUGACCUUCUGGCUGCUGGUUUUGAGGAGCACAAGUUCCGAAACUUCUUUAAUGCUUUUUACAGUGUGGUAGAGCUGGUAGAGAAGGACAGCUCGGUGUCCAGUCUGCUGAAAGUGUUCAACGACCAGAGCUCCUCGGACCAAAUCGUGCAGUUUUUGCGCCUGCUCACCUCAGCCUUCAUCAAGAAUCGCGCGGAAUUCUUCCGACACUUCAUUGAUGAGGAGAUGGACAUCAAGGACUUCUGUACUCAUGAAGUGGAGCCCAUGGCCAUGGAGUGUGACCACAUCCAGAUCACAGCCCUGUCCCAGGCACUGAACAUCGCCCUGCAGGUGGAGUAUGUGGAUGAGAUGGACACGGCCCUGAACCACCACGUGUUCCCCGAGGCUGCCACCCCUUCCGUUUACCUGCUCUAUAAAACAUCCCACUACAACAUCCUUUAUGCAGCCGAUAAACGUUGAUUAAUUUUAGGCCAUGCAGUGGAGCCUGUCACCUAACGGGACUGCAUUCUAAAUGGAACAUUCCGGCUUUUCAAUUUUUUAAGCAACUUAAACUAUAGUUAGAAAAUGUACAGCCUUUUGGGCAAAGUCACUGGGAAUGAGGCCUACCCAUUAUGGACCAUGGUAACUUAGUGAUACUGUUAGUAUUUAUUUUCAUGGAGGAUCAAAUGCUUUCUAACUCAGGGCUACAAAGCCAGAACCCCUAGCUCUGCUCCGAGUUGCCUGAGACCCUAGGCAGGUCACCUCCCCUCUCUAGGCCUGUUUCUUCAUCUGGAGAAGGUUCCUGACAGUGCUGACAUUCUGUUGUAUAAAAAACAGGGCCCUCUGGUUUCCUUUCUGUGCCUCUCUGUUGGGGAGGAAAAACUCAAGGUCAGCUGUCUUCAGUGACUUAGUUCUACAAAAAAGAAUCCAUUCCAAUCAGCUGUUAGACUGGACUUUGGUGGAUGGCUGACUGAAGUGUUGGCCACUUGGCCAAUGAGAGGGCUUCAGUGUGGUUCCAAACAUUCACCAUGGGAGUGUUUUCUUACCCUAACUUAAGGAGGAAAAAGACUUUUAUGCCAAAGUCUAAAAAGGGGCCUUCAGCAUGAAGCUCAAGUUGUUGUGACCCCCUCUCUACCUCUCUCAGGGCCAGAACUGCCUGCCUCUGGGCAGGCCCUUCAGGAUUCUGCUGCUAGCCCUACUUGAAAAGAGGCAAGGAAGGCUGGGGUCUGGGACCAGGAAGCUGUCUCACCACCCCCAACGCAGCCUGGAAGUAGAAUCUAAGUAAUUGUGCAGGUGCAGACAGCAGUACACGCAGCCAGACUCCAGCUGGGCAGGGCAGACAUGUUUUGCAAAGCUGUCUGUGGCUUCUUUCCCUUUUCCCCCUUCUGCUCUGUUUUGUGGGCUUGGAGGAAGUUAGGUGGGAAAGAAGAGAGACAAGCCCAGGAAACUGGCAGUGGGGGCGAUUCCUGUUGUGGAAACUGCCUAGAAGCCAAGAGCCCUGGCUGGCAGCCUCCUCGUUCAUCCACCUGGACAUGCCCCUUAAUAACCUUGUCACUUUGCUGUCCCCAGGACCUUGAAGAGUCCCAGCUGAUCUGGGGUACUGCUAGCAAGCUCUCUUCCUCUGUGGGAGGAAAUGGAGACUGUAGAAAUGGGGAACUGCCCAUGGGUUACUUCCCUAUAGCAGACUGAUAAGGGCUUGAAUACAAAUAGCAGAUUUGUAUCAUUCUGCCUUUGUGAAGACAGAUGUUAGGGUGUUUUAAUGCCAGGCAGGGACCCAGGUUCCCCUAUUGCCUUAGCUGGAGCUUAAACCCAAGGGCUCAUGCUAAGUGAUUAUGUCACUUUUCCACAAGAAUGUAAAUCUGACCUUGAUCUCUGAAUUGGUAAUGUCCCACCCGGCUCUGGGUAGGGUGCUAGGAUCUGUGACAAACACACUGGAAGAACGGGGGAAGUGUUAUGUGACUUGGGACUAUCAGAAUCCCCAUUUUCAAACCGAAGGGUAUGAACACAGCACCAGGCUGAAUGCCCGUGGCUGCUCCAAGGGACUGCGGGAUGGCCUGUGCCUCCAGCUGGGCUCUCACGCACAGCAUAAGCAGCAGCUGCCACUUCCUGGCAUGUGUUCACAAAAACAGAGAUUUCUCUUUGGCAGACUGGCUGAAGAAAUUCCCUCCCAGGCUUCCUAUGCUGUGACUUCCAGGUCUGAGAGCCCACCAGUGCUCUUAUGGGACCCUCUUCUCAGGAGAGAUCCUAUCAAUUUAGAAUCAGAAUGCCACAGAGGCAAAUUUUCUCAUGUUCUUAUAAUGUGCUUCUCCCCUUUUUCACAAAACCCCUGGUCCAAUCCAAGCCAUUGCUCUCUGCCCUCACAUCUGCCCUCAGAGGGUGUGAGGGCAAGCACCAAUGCUGAAAAGGGAGUGGCAGAAUUCAGAACUUGUUCAAAUCCAGUCAUCUGUGGAGGUCACUUUGUCUACAGCAGCCAGUGAUGCCGGCAUUCACACUUCCUGGAUCAUUCUCCACCCACCUCACAAGCCAUCUCUGUCCAGACCAAAAGGGGCAGGAGAGUUGCUAUGAGAGUCUGUCUUUAUAACUGCACGUUUACUAUUUUCUUUCCAAAGGAACUUUAUAAAUGGGAAUGUUUUGCAACAAAAAGAACAAACUGUCCUUGCUUUUGACUGUGUUUCUAUUUUAAGCACAAAGGGGUUUUGGAGCCAGAGCCGCCUGGGUUUGAAUCUCCCCUUUUCACGUACUAGCUCUUGGCCAAGAACUUCACCUCCGAGCCCUAGUUCCCACAUCAGUGAAAUGGACGCAGCACAGGGUCACUGGUUAAAGUGGAACAAGAUUAUGCGUGAGAUCUGAUACCCAGUGCUCUCUACAAGUGGGGAAGCAGCAGAACACUUGCUGCAAUGUAGGCAAAUACCUCCUUGCCAGGGAAACUGGCUUCAAAAAUGGGGGAGUGUCAGGAGCCAUCCGACAAGUCUAAGAACCAUUCUCACACUGCGCAAA